Messenger RNA from Hippoglossus stenolepis (Pacific halibut), 7593 nucleotides. It is a transcript of the gene obsl1a, whose product is annotated as obscurin like cytoskeletal adaptor 1a. Gene Ontology annotation, molecular function: protein binding. The coding region runs from base 578 to 7207 and encodes 2209 amino acids. The transcript has 25 exons. NCBI's taxonomy places the organism in Eukaryota, Metazoa, Chordata, Actinopteri, Pleuronectiformes, Pleuronectidae. The record is from RefSeq and is a predicted model, not a curated record.
GACAUUAGUUCUUAAAAGCUGCAUUAUGUGUAUUUCCUGUCUCACUGCCGCCGACAUUCAGGCAAACUGCUUAAAGAGUGUGUAUCAUGUCUUUACUGAUGAUGAGACGUAAGAAAUACCUGACAUGCUACACAGAGAGCUAUUUUCUGGACGAGACAUGAGCACACGACUGUGCAAGAGGCUGGACUUCAGAUGCGUGAGCCUGGUGCGUCAUAGAGAAGGGACAACAGCAAUGCAUAAUGACACAAAAAAAAAAGAUGGUGACAUCAUGAGGAGCCACAGAAAAGACAGAAAACCUUUUCCGCUGGGGCAAUAUCAAACCGAAAGCUGCUAGACUCAUGGACUGUAAUAAGUGUCAGAGGAAUCUGACUCCACAUAACAAAGGACGUGGGUUGUGGCUAAACUUGAAGACAUCGUGACAACAACAACAACACAGUCCAGAAACAAGGAGAAUCCAACGGGAAGGAUUCACAGUUUGCGAUUUCAGCUCCUUCACCACAGACAAGACCAUCUUUCCCAGGAAAUCCCAUCACAAAAUACACUUCUUUACUCGAACCAGACACAAGGCGACAUUAUCAUGGAUAUUUUUGGAGGUGCUCCUCGUGUUGUGGGCUACCCGCGCCCUGUGCUGGCACAGUGCGGCACUGAUGCCACGCUGAGGUGCCAAAUCGGCGGCGACCCUCGUCCUGACGUGAUCUGGGAACGUAAAAAUAUCCAGAUCUUGUCUGAGGGACGCUACAAGCUCGCGGAGGAGGGAAAAGCUUACCUGCUGACUAUUACUGGAGUCACCCAGCAGGAUGCUGGCCAGUACAUAUGCAAGGCUAGAAAUAGCAUAGGUGACACGUACGCUGCAGCUUCCCUCAAAGUGGAAGGAGUAGCACAGCAGCAGGAAGAAGAGCAGAGGCAGCUAGGGGUCAACAGCGUGAAGCAAGAAAAUGGAGGACACCUGAAUGGCUACUGCGAAGUGCAAAAUGGUGAACAUAGGGGAGAAAAUGGAGCAGAGAUAAAUGGAGAACACAAGUGUAAUGGCAAGUUUAGUGAAAAGAGAGAAGAAGCUGAUUUAAUAUCUGAUGAGAAGCCUCGAUUCCUCAUCAAGCCCCUCUCUCUGCGCGUGGACCGAGGAGAAGAUGCCGCCUUCUCCUGCAAAAUUUGGGGCACUCCCGUACCAGAGGUGACGUGGGAGAAAGAUGGGAAGAAGCUGCACGACAUCUUCGAAAGUUCACACUUCGGCGUGUGCAGCCAAGAUGGCGGCUGGUUCCAGCUCAAGAUCUACAGGACGCGCAUGCCAGACAAAGGCGUCUACACCUGCAGGGCCGUCAACUGCCAGGGCGAGGCCUUGGCCGGCGCCAUCCUCCUCGUGGAGCCCGUACCAGAGCGGGAGGAAAGCAAAAGGUCCUCCCUAGGUCAAACUAACAGCCAGUGGUCGCCAAAGCUAAGAGGCGGGCGACUCAGUUCAUCAAGGCUCAAAGAGGAGACGCCCGUCAACCCGUCUGCAGUCAAGAAGUUCGCAGUGGCCGAGGGGAAACACGCCAAGUUCCGGUGCUUCGUGACGGGGAAGCCGAAACCCGAGAUCAUCUGGAAGAAAAACGGGGUUACCCUUGAGCCAGGGAGGCGUCACCUGAUAUUUGAGGACAGGGAGGGGUACUACACGCUGAAGGUUCUGUACUGCAAAGAGCCGGACACGGGGCUGUAUGUUUGCGCAGCAUCGAACGCUCUGGGAAACACCCUCAGUGCUGUUCACCUGUCUGUCAAAGGCCACACUGUCCGCUUCAGGCAUCCAUUAAAAGACGUGGAGGUGAGGGAGCGGGACGUUGCCGUGCUGGAGUGCGAGAUGCCCGACGAGUCGCUCCCUGCCGCCUGGUACCUGGAGGACCAGAGGCUGAUGCCCAGCAGUAAAUACGGGAUGGAGCAGAAAGGAAGCAGAAGAAGACUCACCAUCCAUGACGUCGGGACAGACGAUGACGGCGUGUAUCUGUGUGAGAGGCCUGACGGAGCGAAGAGCAUCGCGGAGCUGUCAGUUAAAGGUACUAUUGUUCGUAAACUUCCUCGGAAGCUGGAGGUCCUCGAGGGCGAGAAUGCAGUGUUCUGCGUGGAGGUGGAGGACGACGAGUUGGAGGUCCACUGGUUCAAGGACGGCCUGAAGCUGCACGAGACACACCAGACGAUCCUCAAGACUUUUGGCAGAACUCACAUCCUGGUCUUUGUCAACGUGGCCCACCACGACUCAGGGGUGGUGACGUUUGUCACCGGGGGAUCCAAGACGUCAUCACGCCUCAAGGUCAAAGCCUCCAGACACUGUCCCCCUAUCGGCCCCGGGGGCGUCCAGAUGGACGUAGAUCGACCCAACAGCGCCCUUCUCACCUGGGUUCCUGCCCCCAACAGCCAGACGUCCACCCGCUCCAUCUUCGUGCUGGAGAGACAAGAGGUGGGCUCCCAGGAGUGGCAGAAGUGCUUCAGCUCGGAGACCGCCACCUCAGCCGAGGUCGGCGGCGACAGCGUGCCGUGUGAAGGCGACUACCGCUUCCGCGUCUGCUGCAUCAACAAGUACGGGCGGAGUGGUCACGUGGAGUUUCCCAAAGCCGUCCACCUGGUUCCUGGGCCCAAAAUUCACAGUCGCCUCCAGGGCUGUGAGGUUGUGGAGGGUGAGGACGCUCGCUUCUCCAUCGAACUGUCUGCCUCCAUGGUUGGAACCUGGUUUCUGAACAGCGCCCAACUGCAGCACGGCGGGCGGUACUCCAUACAACAGUCCCAAACACAGCACUCGUUGGUUAUCCAUGACCCCCUCACGACGGAGGACACAGCAGAGGUCACGUUCAUAGCCAACGGAGUCCGCGAUUCGGCCGUGCUCAAGGUUAAACCUGCUGUGAUCAAAUUCAGCCCUCUGUCAGAAUCAGACAGCAGUAAGACGGUGGAGAGUGGCGACGCUAUUGUUCUCUACUGUGAGGUCUCCCACCCCUCGGCGAAGGUAUCCUGGUUCAAAGAUGGUGAGGAGCUCCAGCCGACCGACGGCCUCACCAUCCAAUCGGAUGGGAACAUGAGGAGGAUUGUGAUCCAGUCGGCUGACGCGGGUCACUCUGGAGUUUACACAUGUGAGACUUCAGGGGACGUCAUCAAAUUCAACGUGGACGUUGAAGGUCCUCCUGUACAGUUUGGGCCGGUCCCACAGGAGGAGCUCCAUAAGAGCAGCAUGGAACUGGACCCCGUGGUGCUGCUCUGCCACGUCUCCAGGGAGGAUGCAGACGUCAAGUGGUAUAAGGACGGCCAUGAGAUCGUGCCCGGCGACAACAUCACUCUGCAGACAGAAGGAACGGUGAGGAGGCUAAUAAUCCGCUCUGCAGACACCUCGGACGCUGGCAGCUACACCUGCCAGGCAGGAAACAACAGCAUGGAGUUCACCGUCAAUGUCAGAGAGCCUCCGGUGAUGAUCGUGGAACCUAAGGACGAUGUUGUGAUGGAGAGCUACAUCUCAGAGGAGAUCCACCUGCAGUGUGAACUGUCCCGUUCUGGCGGGAAGGUGCAGUGGUUCAAGGACGGCCAGGAGGUGGAGGCGAGCGACCACAUCCAGCUGCUCACUGAGGGUCCGUACAGGAGGCUGACCGUCCUCUGUGGAUCGGUAGAAGAUGGCGGAGAGUACGUGUGCAAAUCAGACGGAGACUCUGUUUUCUUUCAGCUUACUGUCGCAGAGCCGCUCAUCAGAAUCGUCUUUCCAACUCAACCAGAGGUGGAACUGAGCCACUUGGCCUCCGAGAGGCUGGAGCUCAGCUGUGAGAUCUCGCAGUCAGAUGCCCCUGUCCGAUGGUACAGAGACGGCCUAGAGGUCGACGAGGGCCCUGACUUGAUCCUUGAGGCGGACGGGUCUAAACGUCGGCUUGUUAUACCCAUGACCACAGUGGAGGACACAGGGGAGUACAUAUGUGACACUGAAGAUGACUCUGUGGCGUUCCUGGUGACUAUAACAGAGCAACUCGUGACACUGAGUCGUCCCGAGAACACACCUGACGAACUGGAGAGUUUUGCCGGGAAACCGAUUGUGAUGGAGAUCAACGUAUCCCGGCCAAAUGCAGAAGUCAGGUGGUGGCUGGAUGGCAAAGAAGUAGAGGAGAGCAGUAACGUCACCAUGGCAGAGGACGGGCUCAUCCGUCGACUGACCAUCCACGUUCCCACCCCGAAGGAUUCUGGGAAAUACACCUGCGACGCUGUUGAUGAUCAAAUUGAUUUCCACGUCAAAGUUUCAGAGCCUCCGGUGAUGAUCUUAAGAAAAUCAGAGAUAAAGACAAAUCUAAAAUCGCUGAUUUCCGACGACAUUGUGCUGGAGUGUGAACUCUCCAGAGCCAACGCCGUCGCCAAAUGGUACAAGGACGGCUGUCGGAUUGAGGGCGAUGAAAGGUUCUGUGAAGAAGAGGAAGGCGCUUUCCGCUCGCUGGUCAUCCUCAACGCUGAGCUCAGGGACUGCGGAGAGUACUUCCUGGAUGUUGGAGAUGACAACAUCGGCUUCCACGUUACAGUAGAAGAGCCUCCAGUGACCAUUGUAGGAAAUUCAAUUGACCCUGAAUACCAGGAGAUGGUGGCAGGUGAGGAUCUGAUCCUGGCCUGUGAGGUGUCCCGGGCCAAUGCCCCUGUCCAGUGGUACUGCAACGACAGGCUGCUCGCCUGUGACCCGCGUACCAACAUCGAGAUCUACGGGACUCUGAGGAAAAUCAUCAUCUCAAAUGUGCAGCCCUCAGAUUCUGGAAAGUAUGUGUGCGACGCUGUGGGGGACAAGAUGACCAGUGUCAUCAGGAUUCAAGAACCUCCGGUAACGUUCGUGAACAAGGAGGAGGACAUUGUCGUGACGGCGUACGAAGCCGAGAGCGUGACCUUGACGAGUUACGUGUCCAAGGAAAACGCUCAAGUACGUUGGCUGAGACACUGGGAGCCUGUCGAAGGCGAACGCUUCCGAGCACUCGUGGAGGGCCACAAACGCACCCUCACCAUUGAUCCUUUGAGGCGCUCUGAUGCGGGCGAGUACACAUGCGACGUCAACACGGAUCAGAUCCACUUCAGCCUGCUGGUCAAAGAAAUGAGAAUCAGGUUCGUGAGGCCACUCCAGGACACCGUGGCUCACGCUGAUGGUAUGGUGACCCUUCGCUGUGAGGUGUGCAAGCCAAAAGCAGACGUGCAGUGGCUGAAGAAUGGCGUGGAGGUGGUUGCGAGCAGGAGGUUCUCCAUUCGGGCGGACGGCGUGGAGCGAAGCUUGACCAUCCACCGAUUAACCAGAGAGGAUACUGGGGAGUACAUCUGUGAGUCCAGAGAUGACCGGACCGUGGCGUCGCUCAGAGUAGAGAUGCCUCGAGUGGUGGAGUUCCUCACAGAGCUCCACAACACCACCGUGCUGGAGGGAGAAGAUGCCACUUUCAAGUGCGUGGUUUCCCCCGAGGAUAUCCAGUUGGUGUGGCUCAUGGACAACGAGGCGAUGGAGCUGGGCGAUCGUUUCCAGGCGACCCAGAAUGGCCUUUGCCACACCUUGGUGAUUAAGAAGUGCCAGAUGUUGGACUGUUCAAGGAUUUCAGCAGAGGCUGAGGGACAAAUGAGCAAAGCCAGCCUCAAAGUUCAGGAGGCUCAAGUCAUGUUUACGAAGAGAAUGGAAGCUGUCAUGGCAGAGGAGUUAGGCGAUGCCACCUUGGAAACGGAGAUCAGCCUGGAGACGGGCGAGGUUCAGUGGAUGAGGCAGGGGGUGGUCAUACAGCCCGGUGCCCGGCACACGCUCGCCCAGAACGGCUGCAAACGCAGUCUGACCAUCUGCAACCUGAAUCUGUCGGACCGGGGAACCUACCGCUGCGAGACCCUGCACGACCGCACACAGGUCAAGCUCAAUGUGGAACCCCGUAAAAUCGUGAUCCGUAAAGUCCUAGCCGACCAAGAGACCUUUGAACGAGAGACCGCCUCCUUCGAGGUGGAGCUCUCCCACGCGGACGUGGAGGGAAUUUGGCAGAAGGACGGCAUUCGCGUGAAACCGAACAACCAGUGGCGCGUGAGCACCAACGGGCUCGUCCACAGCCUCACCCUGUCCAACCUCACCCUGGAGGACACGGGCACCAUCGCUUUCUCCGGUGAGGGGGCGCGCACCACUGCCAGGCUCACAAUCAAAGAGACGCCGGUGUCUAUCUUGAGAGCGCUGGCUGAUGUCCGUGUGGAGGAGGAAUUGCCCGCCACUCUCGAGUGUGAAUUCUCCCGGCAAAACGUUGAAGUCAGAUGGCUCAAGAACGGGGCAGAGCUGAAGCCAGGGAAGAACUGUCGGAUCUACCCCAUGGGUCGGAAGCGGUUCUGUCAGAUCUUGCAGUGCUCCUGCGCUGACUCUGGCACCUACACGUGUGAUACGGGGGAAAUUAAUACUUCCUGUUCGCUGGAGGUUUACGCGCACAAGUUGGAGAUAGUGCAGGACCUGGAGGAUAUUUACAUCCAGGAGGACCAGAAUGCCGUGUUCAUGUGCGAGGUUUCUCUGGUCGACGUGACGGGAGAGUGGCACAAGGACGGCCACAAGAUCCGGCCCACCAGCACCAUCAAGAUCCGCACAGAAGGGACCAAACACUUCCUGUUGAUGUGCAACGUCACAGCCGAAGAUGCGGGUGAAAUCCGGUUUGUAGCCAGAGACCUUGAAUCCACAGCUUACCUUGAGGUGGAGGAACUUCCGGUUUCCAUCGUCAAGCCCCUGCGGGAUCGCACGGCGCUGGAGAAACAUCGCGUGAUCCUGGAGUGCACCGUGUCGUCGCCCCGCUGCGGAGCCGCCUGGUUCCGGGGCCGGGAGGAGCUGGUGGCCGGGGGCCGGGUGGAGAUCCUGGCGGACGGCUGCUCCCACAAGCUGGUGAUCCAGCAGGUGGUCGUGGAGGACGAGGGCACCUACAGCAUCCAGGUCGGGGAGCACACGUCCGAGGCCAAACUGCUGGUGGAAGCCCAGGCCCUCGUGAUGGUCAAAGAGCUCGAGGACGUGGAGGUGACCGAGCCGGAGCCGGCGACUUUCCAGUGCGAGGUGUCUGUGGCCAUAGGCAAGCCCCCCAUCUGGACUCUGAACGGGGAAGCCCUCCACUCGGGACCCGCCGUCCGGCUGGAAAACCACGGGACGGUUCACAAGCUCACCCUGAGGAGCACCAGCGCGGACAUGAGCGGGACGGUCAAGUUCACCACGGGCAAGGCCAAGAGCAGCGCCGCGCUCAGGGUCGUGGAGGAGUAGAGGAGCGAGAAGGAGAAAAGAAAGUGACUCAGAAAGAAAGAGAAGGAACUUAACGCAAAAAAUGGAGAAUGCUUAUGUCCCAUUGGACUUUCUUCAUAUGCAUUUGUUGUGAUUGGAUCUCCUUUCCAAUUUCAAAUUAAGGGUAUUCAGUGAAGCUGGGCGGGGACUUAAUUAAGCAUUUUAGUUUCUUCGGUCCAGUUAUUCCUUUUUUUUUAUAGUGUGGAUGAUAUUUAUUUUCCUAGUUGACUUUACUUUGUCCUAUUCUGAUGAAAACCCCUCAAAAUAAAAUAUAAAGCAAAAUGAAACAUAUCCCACAAACUCUUACUUCCUGAUGGUGCAAACAGAAUGUUGUUAUAGUAUUUUUAUAAAGUGCGGCUGGAUAUAUA